Messenger RNA from Neltuma alba, 2127 nucleotides. RefSeq names its product protein NUCLEAR FUSION DEFECTIVE 4-like. The transcript has 3 exons. Lineage: Eukaryota; Viridiplantae; Streptophyta; Magnoliopsida; Fabales; Fabaceae. Gene Ontology annotation, cellular component: membrane. The record is from RefSeq and is a predicted model, not a curated record. Bases 5 to 1732 code for a protein of 575 amino acids.
GAUAAUGGAGAGAAGGGAGAGAGUGAGUGAGAAAUGGAAGGAGUUGAUGAGAGAGAGAUGGGUGGUGUUCGUGUGUUCGAUGUGGGUGCAGUCAUUUGCAGGGAUGGCUUACAUGUUUGGCGCCAUAUCUCCGGCCAUCAAAGCCACCAUGGGCUACAACCAGAAGCAGCUGGCUCUCUUAGCUGUGGCCAAGGACUUGGGUGACAAUAUCGGAUUUGUUGCUGGCAAACUCAGUCAAGUUUCCCCAAUCUCUCGAGUUUUAAUCGUCGGUGCCCUUCAGAAUUUCGUUGGUUACUUCCUUCUCUGGCUUGUUAUCACCCACAAGGUCCCUUCUUUACCCCUCUGGGCGUUAUGCAUUUGUAUAUUUGUGGGAAAUAACGCCUCCACAUACUACAACACAGCUACUCUGGUUUCGUGCGUGAAAAACUUCCCAGAAAACAGAGGACCCGUGGUGGGGAUAUUGAAGGGCUUCGUUGGGUUAAGCGGUGCGAUUAUGACUCAAAUUGUUGCCAUCUUCAACACUCCUGAUCAGGCCUCUCUCAUUUUCAUUAUCGCCGUUGGACCCUCCAUGGUUUCUCUAUCUCUCUGCUUCAUCGUCAGACCCAUUCAUAGUCACCAACAAGCUGGAAGACCCUCUCAUGGUUCGAGCUUCUUGUUCAUUUAUUGUGUCUGCCUCCUCUUGGCCUCCUAUCUUAUGGGAGUUUUGAUGCUGCAGAAUAUGAUGGACUUGAACCAGAGCACCAUCAAAUUAUUUGGAAUCAUUCUUAUCAUUCUCAUAUUACUUCCCAUCAUAGUUCCCAUUUACUUAGUUUUCUUCUCAAAACCCAAUACUCCAGACGAGGAAGAAACCCUUCUUGUUGACCCAGCAAUGACAGAAAAUUUGAACGGGGCUACUGUCGUUGAAGAUAGAGAGGAGUAUACGGGAAAUUCAGUAGCGGAAGGGCCCAGGCAAAUUGUUCAAAUGCAAGCUAAGAUUUUUCAGGCACUGACGGAAGCAGUGAAGAGAGUGAAGCAGAAAAAUGGGCCACAAAUAGGAGACGACUUCACCUUGAUUCAAGCAUUGGUCAAGCCUGAGCUAUGGCUUGUCUUCUUCGCUCUAGUGAUGGGGUCUGGAACAGGCUUGACAAUUAUAAACAACAUGGGUCAGAUUUGCCAGUCUUUGGGAGAUAACAAUGCAAGUGUAUACGUAUCCAUGAUCAGCAUAUUCAACUUCCUGGGUCGCGUGGGUGGAGGCUACUUCUCAGAAGUCAUCGUAAGAAAAUUUGCGUACCCAAGGCUGGUGGCGUUGGCGGCGGUUCAGGCGAUAAUGAUAGUGGGAGUUUCAUAUUACGCGAUGGGAUGGAGUGGGCAAUUAUACGUGGUGACCAUAUUGACCGGGCUCGGGUACGGGGCCCACUGGGCGAUCGGGCCGGCAACAGCUUCGGAGCUAUUCGGGUUGAAGAAUUUCGGGGCGAUCUACAAUUUUUACACGCUGGCCACUCCAACUGGCUCCCUGAUUCUAUCUGGUUUGGUAUCAAGCACUAUAUACGACUAUUAUGCAGAACAGCAACAGGAAGGAGCCAAGGCGAAGGAUGGGAAUGAGUUGCUUGUUUGUGAAGGAAACAUAUGCUAUUCUGUAACGUGUGUAAUCCUGGCGGGGGCUUGCUUGAUCGGAAUAAUGUUGAGCUUGACGGUAGUUCACCGGACUAAGAGGGUCUAUGCCCGACUUUAUGGCAAGCCUCUUCUGACUUGAGAGCGGAAUAAAUCAACUACAUACAUAUGUAUAUAUCAGAACAUCAAGAAAGUGUCACGCAAAUCAUUAAUGUUUGUGACGGCACUCUGUGUGUGUAUGUGUGUUUCUUUUCUGUUCUUUUUGUUUAUUGAGCCAGAGGUAGAGGAGGUGUUCUCGAGGAUCUCCUACUGGCCCCUGUUAUCAUUGGCAAUGAGAGAACGGCGUUUGUUUGAAUUUGAAGGCCAUUCUUUCAUGCAUCUUCCUUUUUCUUGUAAUUAUACAGUCGGCUUACAGCUGCGUCACCUCGUUUUGUUUUGUUUUGUUUUGUUUUUUUAAGCCAAAGUCACCUCGUUUUGUUAUGGUGUAAAUAAUCAAGUAAACUUCUGUAUGUUUCAAAGGUGUUCUAUUUCUUGCAA